This is a messenger RNA of Malaclemys terrapin pileata, 1195 nucleotides long. It is a transcript of the gene FIS1, whose product is annotated as fission, mitochondrial 1. Bases 236 to 694 code for a protein of 152 amino acids. Gene Ontology annotation, cellular component: peroxisomal membrane; mitochondrial outer membrane. The transcript is spliced from 5 exons. The record is from RefSeq and is a predicted model, not a curated record. Gene Ontology annotation, biological process: mitochondrial fragmentation involved in apoptotic process; autophagy of mitochondrion; mitochondrial fission. Gene Ontology annotation, molecular function: protein binding. Lineage: Eukaryota; Metazoa; Chordata; Testudines; Emydidae.
GGCAGCCCCCUCCGUGGCGCGCGUCCUCUUGGGCCGGGACGGUGGCCGCCUUGGCCCAAACCACCCCUUCCCUUUCGCGAUCCGCAGCAGGGGCAGGAGCCGGCCGGAGCCAAGCGACGCAUGCGCCUCAGCUGCGAGGGGCGGGGAGAAGGCGGAGAACAGCGGGCGCGUUUCCGGUUCCGGGGCGAGCCGUAGGUUUAGUUCCGGGGCGGCGACUUCCGGGGGUGGGGACGCGAUGGAGUCGGUGCUGAGCGAAGUGGUGGCGGUGGAGGAUCUGCUGCGGUUCGAGAAGAAGUACAAGGCGGAGCUGAGCGGGGGCACGGUCUCCAAGGGGACGCAGUUCGAAUACGCCUGGUGCCUGGUGCGCAGCAAAUACACCGACGACAUCAAAAAGGGCAUCGUGCUGCUGGAGGAGCUGGUGCCCAAAGGCUGCAAGGAAGAACAACGCGACUACGUCUUCUAUCUGGCCGUGGCCAAUUACCGGCUGAAGGAGUACGAGCAGGCCCUGAAGUACAUCCGGGGGCUGCUGAAGACGGAGCCCAAGAACACGCAGGCGCUGGAGCUGAAAAAGCUCAUCGACAAGGCCAUGCAGAAAGAUGGCCUGGUCGGCAUGGCGAUCGUCGGUGGCAUGGCCCUGGGCGUGGCCGGCCUGGCCGGUCUCAUUGGAUUGGCCAUCUCCAAGUCAAAAUCGUAACCGUCCGGUGCAUCCCGCCCUUGCCCCUGUUCUCCCCUCCCGCCAGGCCCGGGAGCCCACGCGCUAACUCCACUCAGAGUCACUAAUCGUCCCCCUCCCUGCCCUGGGACCCCUCCAUGCUCUCGGGUGGCUAAUCAGUGCAAUAGGGGUUCAGACACAUGGGAAGAGGGGUUUGGGGGGUCAAUCGGCCGGCUCCCCCUUUCCCAGGCAGCAGCGGGAGAUGGCUGGGGAGCCUGGAGUGGAGACGUCUCCAGUCGCACGUGGGAGCGAGCGGUGGUUCUCCUGCAGGGGGCCGGGGCAGGGUCUGAAGUCCGGCCUCCGGUCUCCUCCGUUUGGGGCCCCGCUGUGCCAGGAUUCCCGCGCCCCUGCGGGCUGGGCGGGAACAGAGGGGUCGGUCCCGGCUGCAGGCUUUGCCGGCUGGACCCCAGGGCAGAUCUUCCUUUCCUGUCCCUGCUCUAACCGCUGCCUUUGCACUGUAAAUAAAGGUUGGUUUUGAUUUGA